UGUCGGGUCGCCAGUGCCUCGCGGGGGGAGCGCUCACACUGCCAUCACUGGGAGAAUGUGAUCCCGUCACUGCCGCCGACCAACGGGGCUCAGUGGCGAACCUGAUGCGCGCGGCCCGCGGACCCACUCGCCUGCUGUUCCGAGGGAGGAGGAGGAGGCGGCGGCGGCAGCGCGUGCGGCCAGUCGCUCGUCGUUGCGCGCGGGGCAUGGAGCGGGACGCGGCGCGCCGCGCAUAGACGACGCCCAGAUGGAGCGCCACCCCGCCGGCUCCCCCGGCCUGCAGUGGCUCAACAGGAGGGACGCGAGUGUCCGGCCGGAGGACAGCAUCAGCCUGUGCCAGAGGGCUCUGCAGAUCGUCACGGAACUCUGUGUCGGGGGCCACGUGGACCGCGAGAAAUGUUCGGACAUAUUCCCCCUGGACAGCAACGUACAAGGUAAAGGAUACGCAGACAUCUCUAUUAGUCUCCUUGCCGUGGUCGUAGGUUUCUGUGGCCUCGCCCUGUUGGUAGUCUCUCUCUUUGUCUUUUGGAAGCUGUGCUGGCCCAUUUGGAGGAGCAAGGCUCUGUCAGCCCACGCCGAAAAUGGCCUGCGCGUGGGUUUCCCCGAGGCGCCGCCGCCGCCCAACUCCCCGCCGGUCGGCGAGUGCAAAGCGCCGGAGGUGGAGAAGAAGCAGCACCCGCCGGCGGUGGUGGCGGCGGCGGCGGCGAACAGCCGGAGCACCGUCAAGCUCCUGGAGGCGGCCAUGAAGAUCAGCCAGACGUCUCCGGACAUCCCCGCCGAGGUGCAGACGGCGCUGAGGGAGAAGCUCAGCAAGCAAGCCAAGAUCCAGAGGCAGACGACGGAGCCGACCUCCUCCUCCAGGCACAAUUCGUUCCGGCGCCACCUGCCUCGUCAGAUGAACGUCACCAGUUUUGACUUCAGCAUGGACACAGUGCCCCUCCGCCAGUCGUCUACAGUGAGCAUUGGAAGAAUAAAACCCGAACUCUACAAGCAGAAGUCUGUGGACUCCGAGGGCGAGGCCAAGGAGCCCGUGGAGACUUGCGGAAAGCUGAGCUUCGCGCUGCGCUACGACUACGAGGAACAGGCCUUGGUGGUGAGGAUCCUCAAGGCCUUAGAGCUGCCCGCCAAGGACUUCACGGGCACCUCUGACCCGUACGUGAAGAUCUACCUGCUGCCCGAGAGGAAGAAGAAGUUCCAGACGCGCGUCCACCGCAAGAAUCUGAACCCCAUGUUCGACGAGACCUUCUGUUUCCCCGUGGUGUACGAUGAGCUCUGCAACCGCAAGCUGCACUUCAGCGUGUACGACUUUGACCGCUUCACCAGCCACGAUAUGAUUGGCGAGGUGGUGGUGGACAACCUCUUUGAACUCUCUGAUUUGUCCAGGGAGGCGGUGGUGUGGAAGGAUAUUCAUGCAGCGACUACAGAGAGCGUUGACCUCGGAGAGAUCAUGUACUCGUUGUGCUACCUCCCCACAGCGGGGAGAAUGACCCUAACAGUCAUCAAAUGCAGAAACCUCAAAGCCAUGGACAUCACAGGCUCCUCAGAUCCGUACGUCAAGGUUUACCUGAUAUGUGACGGACGGAGGCUGAAGAAGCGGAAAACAACAACCAAGAAAAGCACUCUCAAUCCGGUGUACAGCGAGGCUAUCAUCUUCGACAUCCCCCCGGAGAACGUCGAACAAGUCAGUUUGUCCAUCAUGGUGAUGGAUUAUGAUCGGGUCGGACACAAUGAGGUGAUUGGUGUAUGUUAUGCCGGGCCAGAUGCUGAGGGCCUUGGACGGGAUCACUGGAACGAGAUGUUGGCUUAUCCACGGAAGCCCAUCACACACUGGCAUGCUCUGGGAGAGGAAAAAACAGUCGCCUGGAAGAGCAGCAAGCUUUGAGAGUCAAGGUUCGUGUCCUUCGCCCAAACCUCCGCAGACGCCCUGAUGAUCGCAGGUGGAGCGAUAACAUUGUCUCUGUAAGAAAACAGACGUUUGUUCAGAGUUGCUGCAAAGCUGUGUUGCCUCUAAGUCUCCUGUGAGCAUGUUGUAUGAAAACUGAAUCCAUUCCGACAUGUUGCUUAUGUCUAUAAAAACAAGGUUGCGUUGAUAUUGAUUUUAUUCUUUCACUCAAACUCCAGCUCUUCAAGGGCUCCACGGAGCCGGCUAUGCACAGCACCAACUGUCACUCAAUUCCAGAGUUUGUUUAUCGUUCAUCUGCUUUGAAAUGAAUUGGCGAACAUUCACACGGACCACAUGAAUGGUAGGCGUCACUGCAGAAAGCCCUCUGCAAUUUCACUUCCAAGUGCAUGAACCUCUUCAGCAUUUUUCCGGCCCUAGACCUCUUUAGCGAGUUUGCAUUUUUACUCUGAAAUGGCACAAAGUUAAAGGGCUAUACUGCUCAGUGCCAUUAAAGCGUUUACUUGAUAAAAAAAUCUAAACAGUCAAUAAAUCCAGUGAGUCGUGAUCCAGUUUUAGGCUGAAGAAUGCAGGUAAUUGAGCGUCUACAAGGGCUGAGUAAAUUACCCAGAAAAUGAUCAGUCACAGUUGCGUGAAACCGGCAGUGAACCAGCCAUUGUUACCUGCAGAUAUCAGAAUAGUCAACAGGACUCUGCAGCAGAUACAUGUAGCAGACAUAUGAAAAGAGAUCUGUUUCAAGAAAACCCGACAAACCUGACUUUAAAAUAACAUUAUAUUUAUUUUUGUACACACCAGAUGGAUGUCACCAUAUAAUUGCAAGUUGAACUAGCAGCAUAUGCUGUAGAAAUGAUUUACUCAUCCUCUCAUACUACAGGUAUAUUCAUAUAUAAAUAGAUAUAUUUAUUACAUAUGUUUAAAUAUCGCCCCCACUGCCAUUGUCCCUCAUGUUGCAACUGCAAAAGUAACGCACUUUGAGAUUGCUUUUAGCAAUGAAAAGUGCUCUAUAAAUGAAAUUUAUUAUUAUUAUUAUUAUUAUAAUGCAAAUGAACAACGGUUUGUCAUUUGAUGUUUUGACUCCACAUUCUACUUCAGAAAUUGGUUUAUAUAAAUAUAAAAUGAACGUCAAAUACAUUAAAUAACAUUGUUGGCCUAAAUAUACGAAGAAAACAGUAUUCAAAUGGUAAUAAUUAAAGCCUUUCGUCCAAAAAGACUGUUCUCUAAACCCCUCCCCCGAACAGCGUCUGUCCAAUCAUAGGCCGUGAGGUCUUCUUUAAAAAGAAAAACUUUUUCAAAGUGAAAAAUACAAGCAAAAAAGAAGAAAAUUAAUUAAACUGUGUGUUUGUCUGCUCUAAAGUUAGCUGAAAAUGUUAGCAUGUUUGGCUAACUAGCUUACUGCAUGCACGGCCAAACUCAUUAUUCAAGCUAGCGUCACAUCUGUUUAGUCCUCAACCUAAGAUAACUGUCUUGUGCAAUGUUAAAAGUGAAGUUUUACAGUAUGAACAAUUAAGCCGGUAAUUCCGCAGGUAAACUGGGUAGUGUUACCAAAUGGGGAAGUGUUAUUUUACAGUGUUCUAAUGGAUCAUCAACUUGAAAGAACGCUAACUUUUUGUCUGGGACAUGGGGCAUCAGCCUCAGUCUUCAUCGUCGUAUCAUUAUGCAGCAAUCCAGUGCAUAUUUAAAAAAAAACAAAAAAAAACCAACGUUACAAUGUUGUCAUUUUAAACUGAGUCAGGUGAAAACAAUAAAAAGUCAACCGCAGAUAGCAUUUCCAAACAAAGAUCCUCGAGUCUUUGCUCUUCGCUAUUAUGCAACUGUCGGAAAGAGGUACUGUUCAUACGCUCUUAACACGUAAAUACAAGGAAUCAGAGUAUCCCACAAUGCAACAUGCUAACAGACGAGGAGAGAGAUAGGUGAAGACGGUUAAAUUAAACAUUUUAACAAUUUUAAAUAAUUUUAAAAGGAAUCGGACAAAAAUACGUAGUUACACUAAAGUGCGAGAAAAUAAAAAAGUCCAAUUUUCGAUUAAAAAAAAAAAUGUGAAAGUUAUAACGGAUACAAAAUAUUUUGUAUUUAUUAAUUUCGGAAGAUACACUCGGUAUGAAAUGUGUUUAUCACAAAACACAUGCAUUAAUUUAUUGGCGUUGACGUGGUUACUUUUUUCAUUGCGACAUAAUUAACAGCAAAAAGAUGAGCCCAAUAGUGUCAGAAAUGUUUUUCCUCUGCACAGAACUCCUCAGACAGCGAGAAGGGAGAAGUGACACAAACACAGACAUAGUAAUCAAUUUUUACAAAAUCCUGUCAGGAAAUAAAAAGCCCAAACAUCAUUACAGCUUUUCUUCACCUGUUACAAAUUCAGGGAAUUAUUACGAAAGAAGCUACAUCCACUCUCAAACAUUUUGUAAAAUAUUAUGUCAAUGAUUUCCAUUAAGCCAUAUGAAAUUAAGUUCAGUGUAUCUUUACACAGAACUGCCUCAGCUUCUCCAUUGUGAGUAAUAAAAACCAACAUGGCAAAUAGGGAAAACAAAAGGCUAUGUACUGUUAUCUUACUUGCACACACCACACAGUGAUGCAUUCCCCCGUGUUGCCCUUGAAUAUUUUUUAUUUGUAGCAUGUUUGUCACCACUUUAAAAAACACACUUGUUGGGGGAAAAUGUAAGUAGUGGAUGUCAUAUGAAAUUUCAAACUUGUGCGUUUACAUUUGUAUAUAUACGGUAUACUUAUCAGUGGCACUGUUUAUAUAUUUCAAAGUGAAAUUCCGGAAGUUUUUGUGAUCUUAUAUAAAAAAUAAAAAAAUAGAGACAUCACAAUGUAUUUCUAUUGUUCGGUGUAAAUUUGAACAGCUCAGACUUGUAGUCGAGUGACAUUUAUACACGUUCUGUGAUAGUUGUGAGCAAUUAGUCGAGCUGGAAACCCAGUGGAGCCGACUCUACCUUAUCAAGUUAGUCCAUGUGUAGGAGUUUAGAGCUUUGAACUGUAAAUCGUUUGCAUAUUGAUUGAAUCUAAGACGAGCCAGAGCAACUGUCAUGAUGUGUACAGUUUGUGAUAACUUUUGUAAAGAUUUAAAGUCAACAUUUGGGAUAUCAUUUAUUGUAUCUGUUUCAUAUGUAUUUUAACUAAAAUAAAUCAAUAAAAAUGACGAGUCGGAACUUA
Messenger RNA from Scophthalmus maximus (turbot), 5050 nucleotides. RefSeq names its product synaptotagmin X (gene syt10). The transcript is spliced from 8 exons. Gene Ontology annotation, cellular component: membrane. Lineage: Eukaryota; Metazoa; Chordata; Actinopteri; Pleuronectiformes; Scophthalmidae. Gene Ontology annotation, biological process: regulation of calcium ion-dependent exocytosis; cellular response to calcium ion; regulation of dopamine secretion. Bases 248 to 1882 code for a protein of 544 amino acids. The record is from RefSeq and is a predicted model, not a curated record. Gene Ontology annotation, molecular function: calcium-dependent phospholipid binding; calcium ion binding; phosphatidylserine binding.